GACGACUUCGUGUUAUUCACCAUCUCAUCCUGGCCAUUUCGUCUUCUCUUCACCACCCUUUAUUUCCAAGAUGGCAACUCUUCAAGGAACAGUCAUCCCUAGGGUCAAGCUAGAACCCGCGCCGGACCAAAACAUUAAGAUGGAACCCACGGAGGACACGCCGUCACCUUUCGUAGACGAAGAUGAUGACAUGUAUGAGGAUGCGGGGGACCUCGAUUUUUCACAGGCGCAACAACAACUAUGGCUCAGCCAUAUUCCGCGAACCCUAUGGGAGACACUCUCAAAGCUUCAAGAUGACGACGAGAUCGAAAUUGGCAGACUAAGGGUAGAAGGCGCAGAGUCUAAUCCCUCGAGAGUCAGCUUACUGUUAUACCCACUGCCGGCAUUCGAGAACGAGCCCAAAGAGUACAACCUCUUCGCCCCGCCGCUCGAAAAACUGCGAUCACGAAGACCCGGGCAGGCAUUAGUCUUCUCGGAGAAAGACCUACCAGGAUACAAGGCGCGCACAUUUGCAUGGGACGACAUUGAUGAAGAAGGCAAUCCGGGACAAGGCCGCUCAUUCCUCUACGAGAGGCACAAGCGCGAACAAAAGAAGAAAGAAAACAAAGGCCGCUUCGUGCCCUACACCCGACGACCCAUACCAAAACAAACAGCCAUUACGGGCACGGUUGCCAGGGAGUUCGAAGCAGUACCGGUCAAGAACGAGGAAUACUUUAUGCUCGAGAACAAGCAGGCGGCGGAGCUCCUCAAGGUGCCUGAGCGAGAGCAAACCAUCUUUGCCACCGGCGACUACGAUCCGGAGAAGAACAGCAGGUCGUUCAUGACGAUGAGUGAAAGACAAGCUGUGCUGAAGAGCGCCCAGGCCCGGAAACACGCGCAAAAGGAAACUCGCGCGGCGCGCGUGGACAAGCACAUCCUCAUCGACAAGCUCUUGGACCUGUUCCGCCAACACCGCAUCUGGGGGCUUCGCGACCUCAAAGUCAGAGUCAACCAACCGGAAGCGUAUCUCCGCGAGACACUCUCCGAGAUCGCCUUCAUGUGGAAGUCGGGCGAUUUCAACGGCAAGUGGGAGUUGAAGCAGGAAUUCAAGCAGCAGGAUACCACCUUGCUGAACCCGACGGGUGUCGAGGUUGCGCCAAAAGUGGAGGAUUCGGACAUGGAUACCAAGUCCGGCGUGGACGACGACGACGACGACGACGACGAUGUCUUUGAGGACGUGGGGGUCGAUGUUUAGGAGCUUCUCUUCCGGAUGAAUUGGGAUCGACUGCAUAGCGACGGCGUUCUUUGAAAUGGGGGGAACUUCGACUAUCUACAAAAAGAUACCCCCAGACGGUUCACAUGUAACAAGCGGGCAAAGGUUGGGCAAUCAGGUAUACUACACCGGGUGUUUUUGGACCAAAGAGCAGAGGUCAGACCUGUGGGAGCAUUCUGCCUUAUCCGUUCUAUCAAGAGCAAAUAUUCAUUCAGCGCCAGACUCUGAGUCGCAUUGCAGACCUCUAUCAUCAAAAACCCUCUAUCUCUAUGUGCGCAUCCCAAUCCGAGAAGAAGAAAACAGAACGGCAACAUGUAAUGGCACCCGCAAUUAUCUGUGCAACUCCUUCUGCUCAAAGAUGGGGCUCAAUAGCUUGCCCUUUUCCAGCGCAAGUCUCACAUUGUCAAUCGCCCACUCCUCCAUCUUCUCCAGCGUCUCGCUCGUCCACGUACCCAUAUGCGGUAACAGGAUGACCUUUUCGUUUCCCACCAAACCCGGGUGAAUUCGGGGUUCUUCCUCGUACACGUCCAGGCCGGCGCCCGCGAUGAGGCCCUUAUCUAGGGCGUCCACUAGUGCCGCUUCAUCAAUCACCGC
Messenger RNA from Cladophialophora immunda, 1846 nucleotides. RefSeq lists its product as uncharacterized. The record is from RefSeq and is a predicted model, not a curated record. Gene Ontology annotation, biological process: transcription initiation at RNA polymerase II promoter; transcription by RNA polymerase II. NCBI's taxonomy places the organism in Eukaryota, Fungi, Ascomycota, Eurotiomycetes, Chaetothyriales, Herpotrichiellaceae. The transcript has 3 exons. The coding region runs from base 71 to 1234 and encodes 387 amino acids. Gene Ontology annotation, cellular component: transcription factor TFIIF complex.